This is a messenger RNA of Alexandromys fortis (reed vole), 790 nucleotides long. RefSeq names its product sodium/potassium transporting ATPase interacting 2 (gene Nkain2). The record is from RefSeq and is a predicted model, not a curated record. The transcript is spliced from 6 exons. NCBI's taxonomy places the organism in Eukaryota, Metazoa, Chordata, Mammalia, Rodentia, Cricetidae. Gene Ontology annotation, biological process: regulation of sodium ion transport. Bases 170 to 790 code for a protein of 206 amino acids.
CAGGCAGUUCCUAAUGCCUGUCACUUCCCAGGACAUUGGCAGCGGCAGCCCGGAGCCCCCGAGCCCUGGGCAGGUUUGCCUGUCCUUCCCGGCGAUCUGAUUGGAUAAAGUGGGAGCUCGACGGUGGCCGACGUGGGACAGUCUGGCUGUGGCAGGGGUCUCGGAAACCAUGGGUUAUUGCAGUGGCAGGUGCACGCUUAUCUUUAUCUGUGGCAUGCAACUGGUUUGUGUGCUGGAGAGGCAAAUAUUUGACUUCCUUGGAUAUCAGUGGGCACCUAUCCUGGCAAAUUUUGUACAUAUUAUCAUCGUCAUCCUUGGUUUGUUUGGAACUAUUCAGUAUAGACCUCGUUACAUAACAGGAUACGCUGUCUGGCUAGUCCUCUGGGUGACGUGGAAUGUGUUUGUUAUCUGCUUCUAUUUGGAGGCGGGGGAUCUCUCAAAGGAAACAGACCUUAUCCUGACAUUCAAUAUUUCAAUGCACCGAUCUUGGUGGAUGGAGAAUGGACCAGGAUGUAUGGUGACAUCUGUGACGCCUGCCCCCGACUGGGCCCCAGAAGACCAUCGAUACAUCACUGUCUCAGGUUGUUUUCUGGAGUACCAGUACAUAGAAGUGGCUCAUAGUUCCCUCCAGAUCAUCCUCGCACUGGCGGGCUUCAUCUACGCCUGUUACGUCGUGAAAUGCAUCACUGAAGAAGAAGACAGCUUUGACUUCAUAGGUGGCUUUGAUUCUUAUGGCUAUCAAGGGCCUCAGAAGACAUCUCACUUACAACUACAACCAAUGUACAUGUAA